GCUCCCCCGGCUCCUGCUCCUCCACCGGCUCCUAUUCCCCCGCCGGCUCCCCCGUCUCCUGCUCCUCCGCCGGCUCCUGCUCCCCCGCCGGCCGUCAACCCUCCGCCGGCUCCCCCGGCUCCUGCUCCUCCGCCGGCUGCCGACCUGCUGCCGGCUCCUAUUCCUCCGCCGGCUCCCCUGUCUCCUAUGCCUCCGCCGGCUCCCCCGGCUCCUACUCCUCCGCCGGCUCUUCCGCCGGCUCCGGACCCUCCACCGGCUCCCCCGGCUCCUGCUCCUCUGCCGGCUGCCGACCUGCCGCCGGCUCCUAUUCCUCCGCCGGCUCCCCCGUCUCCUAUUCCUCUGCCGGCUCCUAUUCCUCCGCCGGCUCCCCCGGCUCCUACUCCUCCGCCGGCUCUCCCGCCGGCUCCGGACCCUCCGCCGGCUCCCCCGGCUCCUGCUCCUCCACCGGCUCCUAUUCCCCCGCUGGCUCCCCCGUCUCCUAUUCCUCUGCCUGCUCCUAUUCCUCCGCCAGCUCCCCCGGCUCCUACUCCUCCGCCGGCUCUUCCGCCGGCUCCGGACCCUCCGCCGGCUCUUCCGCCGGCUCCGGACCCUCCGCCGGCUCCCCCGGCUCCUGCUCCUCCACCGGCUCCUAUUCCCCCGCCGGCUCCCCCGUCUCCUGCUCCUCCGCCGGCUCCUACUCCUCCGCCGGCUCUUCCGCCGGCUCCUGACCCUCCGCCGGUUUCCCCAUCUCCUGCUCCUCCGCCGGCUCUUCCGCCGGCUCCGGACCCUCCGCCGCCUCCCCCGGCUCCUGCUCCUCCGCCGGCUCCUAUUCCCCCGCCGGCUCCCCCGUCUCCUACUCCUCCGCCGGCUCUCCCGCCGGCUCCGGACCCUCCGCCGCCUCCCCCGGCUCCUGCUCCUCCGCCGGCUCCUAUUCCCCCGCCGGCUCCCCCGUCUCCUGCUCCUCCG
This is a messenger RNA of Esox lucius (northern pike), 945 nucleotides long. RefSeq names its product vegetative cell wall protein gp1-like. The transcript has a single exon. Lineage: Eukaryota; Metazoa; Chordata; Actinopteri; Esociformes; Esocidae. The annotation marks the transcript as partial. The record is from RefSeq and is a predicted model, not a curated record.